AUGGCGCUAGUAGCUGUCCUUGGUGGCCCAUCCCCUGGUAUAAAGGAAUCCUGGCCAUUCAUCGCAUCCAGACACAACACAUCUCCCUUUCCGCUAGCUAUUCAGUGCCACUCACAGGAUCAAGCAGAGAAAAUCUUGAGACUGCAGAACUCUACCAUCAAGUUCAUCGAGAGGAAUUCACCCAGUGCUAUCUUCACAACCUUGGCUACAUUGAAGGGCAUUGCAGGCAUUUUUCCCAAUCAUGAGGGGUUUUACAGUGUUGUGUAUGGACAGAAAGUCAGUAUAUUUCUGGAUAGGUCAAUGGCUAUUGCACAGGUCAACGGCCUUGAAAUCAGGAAGUUCCAUAAAUUCAACACGCUAAUUGAAGCUCUCUGCUUCAUGAUAUUCAAGGGGAUGGACAAUCCUGCCAGUGAUGACAAUGAAUCUCAGCCGACUGCAGCUUAUUUGACUCGCCACACUGAGGCUUUUCACAGGGUACCUCAAUCUACGGGGUUACAACAACUUUCAACUCAAUUUGAGCAGCUUCAAGUGCAAUCCGCCUCUCAGUCUAUUGACAGCUCAUUGCAGCCCAUCAUCCGCCACUAUAACAGGUCGCUUUCUGGCAUCACAGGGAUGGUUUUCAUUGGAGAAUCCGAUAUUGUCGACUUAGACUCACCUCCCACUGGUGCCCUUGGUCCUCCAGCCGAAAAAUAUCUCUUUGCACAUGGCUACCAAGCUUCAGCUAUCUGGAGCAUCAUUCAUGCUUUUAGGGAAGAAUAUUCUAUUCAAGAUUUUACUAACUACAUCUGCGCUAGAGGAAUGCCUCUGUUGGAGGCUGAAUAUCUUUUUGAGUUGAUUUCAGGAUGUGACAUCUAUCUGGAUGACGGCGGCAUCAUCUAG
Messenger RNA from Suillus paluster, 879 nucleotides. RefSeq lists its product as uncharacterized. The coding region runs from base 1 to 879 and encodes 292 amino acids. The transcript is spliced from 5 exons. The record is from RefSeq and is a predicted model, not a curated record. NCBI's taxonomy places the organism in Eukaryota, Fungi, Basidiomycota, Agaricomycetes, Boletales, Suillaceae.